Molecule: messenger RNA, 2430 nt
Organism: Loa loa (African eye worm)
Lineage: Eukaryota; Metazoa; Nematoda; Chromadorea; Rhabditida; Onchocercidae
Product: serine/threonine protein kinase
Exons: 19
Coding region: 1-2430 (809 amino acids)
Biological process (GO): protein phosphorylation
Molecular function (GO): protein kinase activity; ATP binding
Source: RefSeq, a predicted model, not a curated record
AUGGGUCGUCUGCAACGUGAAUAUGAUGAUCUGGAAGAAAUCGGACGUGGUGGAUUUGGAGUCGUUUAUCGUGCUCGAUGUAUUGCCGAAGGAAAAGAAUGGAGCGGAAAAAACGUUGCAAUCAAAAAGAUUGAUAUCACCAGAGCAACGAUGUUUCGAGUUGAAUUGGAAUUAGAAGCUUUAUCCAGACUUAUUCAUGACAACAUCGUAAAAUUUUAUGAUCAAUUCCAAGAAGAUGAUGCACAGUAUAUCAUCAUGGAGUACUGCAAACAUCGGUCAUUGCGAGAUUACGUUAAACAAAAUGGAAGAUUAUCUGAUUUUUCAGCGGCAUAUAUUCUUCGUCAGUUGGUAAGUGCAGUGAAGCACAUACAUGAACGUAAUAUGAUACAUCGUGAUCUCUCCGCUGGAAACGUCCUUAUUUCAUCAAUCAGAGAAGAUAAACUACUUGUUAAACUUGCUGAUUUUGGUCUUGCAACGAGAUUCCGGAAAGGUGAUAUUGCUAGGACAAUGCUUGGAACUCCCGGAUACAUCGCACCGCAAGUGUAUAAUCGGCAUUAUAAUCAAAAAGCAGACGUUUACUCCUUGGGUGGAAUAUUAUAUCUAAUGUUAACCGGUAGUGAUCCACCGCGAGAUCGGGAAGUGAACCCUUUCAAGGAAAAAAUCUCGCUGGAAGGUGCUACUCUUAUUCAAAGUAUGAUGGAUCCGAAUGAAGAAAGACGUAUAUCUCUUGGAGAUGUUUCAAUGAGUGAAUUCAUGAGAAAAGUUGAUGGACUUAGUCUUCCAAUAAGUCGAUCUCGAGAAACAUCAAGAGAAAGGAUCAUUUAUCGUGACUGUCAGGCUGCGCAUAUUUCACCGGUAAUUGUUCGAGCACAUUCAGCCAGACCAACGACUAGUGGAUAUAAACGUAUUACUAAAGAUUCUGCAUUUGAAAGUGGCGAAAGUAGUCAUCCUUUUCGUCGACGACCAUCUCUGAAUUGCUAUCGUGAUGAAUCGGCCGGCGUAGAAAAUUGUCGACAUAGUACUUAUUUGGAGAAUCAAUGUGCACACUGUGGCAAGCGACAGUCAUUCGAAAGGAAGUAUGGAAGGGAGACUGACGAUCGCAAUGGUAUGCGGCAUUUAUCACGUGCGGAACGAAGACCUGCAUUUAAUACCAAUCUGAAGCAGAUGAAGGAAAGCUUUGGUGACCAUUCAAAUAAAACAACUGCCGAACUUAUAUGGCCAGUUGAAGUAUCACGUUUGGCUCCUUCUGAGAUCGUACGAAAAGCUGGAAAGUUUACACUUCAAAAAAAUGGAACGAUCAUUUACGAAGCGACUAUCCGGGAUCGUAGUCGCUCAGUUAAUCGAAAUGGCUCUAUAAAUGAUGAGAUGCUAGUAAAAUGGAUUGCGACAGUAAAAAAACAUCGAAUGGAGCGCAGAAUUUUUCCGUUUUUCACCAACCAGAUAAAUGUGCUUCUCCUGUUACAAAUAAGGAAUUUAAAACAGCUGCAACGCACGGUCGACAAAGUAGAUGAAAUUGCUUUGGCGUUGUACAAGCGAAUUCUAAAUGAAAUCAGUGCAGUAGGGGGGCGCGUUGUCAAGAUUAUCUUUAAGCCAUCAAGUGAUAGCACUGCUCGGCUGAUGGAAAAUGGCGAUUUUCGAGUAAAAUUUCAAGAUGGGCGGUUAGCUAUACUGAAAAAAAACGCUAAUUCGAUUGUUGUUACAACAAAUAAUAAGGCUCCCGCAUCUUUAUCAAAUGAAGAAAGGUGCAUGUUCGAGUGUGCUCAUACGGAUGCACUUUUGUUGGAGACAUUCUUGGAGGGUGCGCCGUUUAAGACUAUGCAAUCAUUUCCAUUUCACUUCUCAAACAGCAGUCAAUUCAUUAUGAAUGAGGUGAUCGAAAUGCCAAAGGAAAAAAAUUUGACGGAACAGCAAACAAAACACAUGAUCUCGGAAAGAUUCAGCGCUCCCACUCAACGAGCGCUGAAUGCCAAUUCCAUAGACAAAAACUACCAAUCCACAGAUUACGUGCCGAGGCAGUCUCGGGUACCACUUCGCACCCGCAAUAUUUCAUCAUCAUCUCGAAAUUCAAGUAAUGAUGUCGAAAUUAUUCAGAAAACUAGACAAACAAAUUGCUCAUCACCCGAAAAUCUGCAGUUGCCUCGCCGUCGACCUCGAAUGCUUAGCGAUGGAGAGUACAUCUUGCGCGGUCAGUUUAAUAAAAGUGGUAUACAAAUCCCAACUCGAAUCAUUUUAAGUAAUCCACAGAAUGCGCUCGAAUUACGAAUAUCCUCUAACGAUCCAAAAAUUUUUGUUUUUAAAGAAGAUGGUCAUGAGGAAAGGUUUCGCUUUGAUGGUUGCAAUUACGGCUGCGUUCCAGUAGCCGCUCGUGAUCUUCUUUUCACUCUAUGCCAGAAGCGGCAAAAAUUAAAAACAUCAUUAAAUUACGCAUGA